Messenger RNA from Engraulis encrasicolus (European anchovy), 990 nucleotides. Its product is annotated as protein scribble homolog. Gene Ontology annotation, biological process: establishment or maintenance of epithelial cell apical/basal polarity; embryo development; receptor localization to synapse. Lineage: Eukaryota; Metazoa; Chordata; Actinopteri; Clupeiformes; Engraulidae. The coding region runs from base 1 to 990 and encodes 329 amino acids. Gene Ontology annotation, molecular function: protein binding. The transcript is spliced from 8 exons. The record is from RefSeq and is a predicted model, not a curated record. Gene Ontology annotation, cellular component: cell junction; basolateral plasma membrane.
AUGAGGUCAGCGGCACUCAGCCACGACGCGGCGGGACAGGUGGACGACACGGUGGCGGCCACAGAGCAGUCCGAAGGGGACGGGGACGGAGACAAUGACAAGCCGGCGCCCCCUCCGGAGAAGGUCUCCCAAGUGCCAUUAAGACUGCAGAUCAGAGUGAGCGGUCAGCGUGGGAGUCUGGGCAUCAGCAUUGCCGGAGGACGCGGCUCCCUGCCGUACAAGGAGCGCGAUGAGGGCGUCUUCAUCUCCAAAGUGUCUAAAGGGGGUCCUGCUGAGAGGGCCGGGGUGCAUGUUGGAGACCGAGUGCUGGAGGUGAACGGGCAGGAUAUGCAUGAGGUGACCCACCACGUGGCGGUCAGCGCCCUGAAGAACGCCGGGAGCUGCAUCAAGAUGAAGGUGUUGAGGUCGCGACCCCUGCAGCCACCGCCACCCGAGCCGGACGCCACCGACGAUGAUGAUGACCCCGUCGGGAGAAUGGCGGAGCCGGGGAGCGCAGGAACAGCAGCGAGACACCAGCAGCACGACACGUCCGAUACACACAGCGAAGGCAGCAUCUCUGGAGGCGGAGGAGGAGCAGGUGGAGGUGGAGGAGGAGCAGGUGUGAGGCCCCAUGUCAAGCAGCAUCAGCAGCAGCAGCAGUCCAGUGUGGAGGCUCCUCAGCCGGCCUCUUCAGCGGGGCCGUCAUCCGCAGCAGCCCCGGAUUACAGCCUCAGCAGCAAGAGGAUCGAGGCCACGGUGGUCUGCAAUGGCAAUGGGGUGAGUCGAGGUGGUGUGGAGCAGCGCAGUAGCAGCAGCACAGGCCUGAAGAGCAGCAACGCCUCCUUCAAAAGCAGCGCCCUCCAGGUCGUGAAGACUACCAUGGCGAUACCUCGGAUCAUCCUGACCCACCCCUCCACCUCGGACGAGGACAUCGAGCCCCUCACCCCCAGCGCUGACGAGGGGAGCCUGGAGGACUCCGAUGAGGCCGACGCCCACCUGCACUCCGACUGA